Molecule: messenger RNA, 1929 nt
Organism: Trichoplusia ni (cabbage looper)
Lineage: Eukaryota; Metazoa; Arthropoda; Insecta; Lepidoptera; Noctuidae
Exons: 1
Coding region: 1-1929 (642 amino acids)
Molecular function (GO): nucleic acid binding; zinc ion binding
Source: RefSeq, a predicted model, not a curated record
AUGGAUGAUAUUUACAAAAACAAAAAAGAAGCUGUGGGUGCAAUUGAUGAUGUGUCCGAUUCGUCGGACGGUGUGGAUAUGUUGAGCAUAUCUAGCGGGAGUCGCAAAUGUCUGGCGACUAAGUACUGGCGUCAGACAAAGAAGCGGAAGGCUGAAGGUGAGCCCAGUUUUUGGGCAUCAAGUGGAGACGACGAUGAGCUGUCCAUGUCCACUCCAAGGAGAAGCCUUAGAGGGCAAAAUACUGAAGGGAAGAAGAUCGACAAAGCCAAGCGUUCAUCGUUCUUGGCUUCGCCUGAAGUGAACGUUGAGGAUGGAAUAACAGCUGAUAAAACCUCGAAGGUUGGAGGAUCGGAACCUUCUCGGUCCACUCAGCUGAAUAUUACCGAAAUGACGGGAGAUGAUAUAAAGGAGAAGGUGAAGGAGGUUGUGACCUCCAUCAAGUCGGUGUCCAAGGGGAUGAAAGGCACUAAUCAAAAAGCCUUAAAGAACGUGGCAGCCUUCCUGGAAGACGUCACAAAGGCGCUUCUUCAGCGAUCGGCGACUGAGGAGACUCACCGGUUGCAGAGGGAGAAUGAGCGCCUCAAAGCUCAAACCAGUAAUCUUCAAGAUGAAAUGAAGGAAAUAAGAAAAGAGUUGGCUGCCAUAAAGCUCGAGAGAGCUAAAUUGCCGCCUAACAACAACUCAGAACUUGUGGUAGCCCUGAAAGAUGAGAUUACCAGAGUUCUAGGCCGGGUGUCAUUUUUGGAGGCGAGAAUCCUGCGACCUCCUUUGUCUUCAGACGCAAAGUCAGUGCAGGGUGCGCAGCGGGUCGUAGAAACGUAUGCUGCAAAAGCGUCGAAAGCGCGGGUAUUGCCUAAAAUAGUGCAACCAAAGUCGGUCGGGAAGAUAGAGAAAAAUACUCCGUCAACUUUGGCGUCGACCGCGCAGUCUAAAGAAGGCUUAAUAGAAGAACGGGGCAGACUUACCAAAGAGGCCAAUUCCACCCCUCAAGAACCCCGCGGACGCAAGCCUUUUGAGGAAAAGUGGGAGACUGUCGGAGACAAGAAACAGAAGCAGAAGGCUAAAAAGGCAUCAAUAAGGCAGAAAGAAGCUCAAGAGGCGAAAAUUAAGGCGCGUCUCAAAGCCCCUAACUCGACGGCAGUUGUCCUUACCCUGCAGCCAGAAGCUACAAAGAGAGGGAUUACGUACACUGACCUGUUGGAGCAGGCUAAGCAGCAAAUUAGUCUGCAAGACUUAGGAAUCAGUGGUGUACGUCCCAAAACCACGGUCACAGGUGCCCGUAUGCUAGAGAUCCCUGGAGCUUCUAGUGGGGAGAAGGCAGACGCUCUGGCUGAAAAACUCUUAGCGACCUUAAAAUCUGUAGAUGUCCGAAUUUCAAGGCCGAUCAGGCGCGCUGAAAUACGGCUCUCAGACCUAGACGACUCAGCAACUCAGGAGGAAAUCGUUACAGCCAUCGCCAAGAAGGGAGGAUGCUCUCUCACCGAUGUUAAGGUGGGAGCAAUCCGUCGAGAUAAAAGUGGACUGGGUACGGCAAUUGCUUCAUGCCCAGUAACUGCUGUGGAAAAGCUAGUGGUAGUUAAAGAGAAUGAUAAACGACUUAGAGUAGGUUGGUCAUCAGCGCAGGUCAAACUUCUUAAGGAGCGACCAAUGCGCUGUUAUAAAUGCCUUCGCGAUGGACAUGUAGGAGUUUCCUGCCGAUCGGAUAUCGAUUUCGCUGGACGUUGCUUUCAGUGUGGACAAAACGGCCACAAGAUAGAGGCGUGCUCGGCUCCUCCGCAUUGCAUAAUGUGCAACAAGGCAGGACAACCAGAUAACCAUUUUGUCGGUAGCAAAGUUUGCAAUGCAAAUAAGUGUACACAGGAGAAAAGAACGCCUGAGAUUCUGGCGUCGGAAAGCAGAGGGCAGGAGAUGGAAACGGAUACUCAGUGA